CCUAAGCGCACACGUGAAAUAUUCGUAACAAGCAGCAGUAACACAACGUAUCCCUAGUUUGCUAAAUCUCUCUUCCCCCUCCCCGGUCCGUCUCCCAUCCUCAGUAAAGCAGUAGACACAGACGGCUGUUCGUAACUAAGUUCUUUCCAGAGACCUAUUAAGAGCAGUAAAAAAUGUCUAAAAAAGGUUUGAUGGAGCAGGACUUAAGCAAGCUGGAUGUGACAGAACUACAUCCACUCUCGCCUGAGGUUAUUUCUCGUCAGGCUACAAUUAACAUUGGCACCAUUGGUCAUGUGGCUCAUGGGAAGUCAACAGUGGUAAAAGCCAUAUCUGGAGUCCAGACCGUUCGUUUUAAAAAUGAGCUGGAACGAAAUAUUACCAUCAAGCUUGGAUAUGCCAAUGCAAAGAUAUACAAAUGUGAAGACGAUCGAUGUCCUCGACCUAUGUGCUUCAAGGCAUAUGGAAGUGGAAAAGAAGAUAGUCCAAUGUGUGAUGUUCCUGGGUUUGAAAACUCUAGGAUGAAAUUGCUAAGACAUGUCUCUUUUGUUGAUUGCCCGGGUCAUGAUAUUCUCAUGGCUACAAUGCUUAAUGGAGCGGCAAUUAUGGACGGGGCUUUGCUUCUCAUAGCUGCCAAUGAGAGCUGUCCCCAACCUCAGACUUCAGAGCAUUUAGCUGCUGUUGAAAUUAUGCGCCUUCAACAUAUAAUAAUUCUUCAGAAUAAAGUUGAUCUAGUUCAGGAAAAUGUUGCAAUUAACCAGCAUGAAGCCAUUCAGAAAUUUAUUCAGGGAACCGUUGCUGAUGGUGCACCAGUGGUACCAAUUUCUGCACAGCUCAAGUAUAAUAUUGAUGUUGUAUGCGAAUAUAUAGUGAAAAAAAUCCCCAUUCCAGAGAGGAACUUCAUUUCACCACCAAAUAUGAUUGUCAUCCGAUCUUUUGACGUCAAUAAGCCUGGGUCUGAAGUUGAUGAAAUUAGAGGUGGGGUUGCUGGUGGUAGUAUUCUGAAGGGUGUUUUGAAAGUGAAUCAAUUUAUUGAGGUCCGUCCUGGUAUUGUCGUGAAGGACGAAAAUGGUAACAUCAAAUGUACCCCAAUAUAUUCUAGAAUAGUUUCAUUAUAUGCGGAGCAAAAUGAAUUGCAAUUUGCUGUGCCUGGAGGCCUCAUUGGGGUCGGAACCACCAUGGACCCUACUCUUACACGUGCUGAUAGGUUGGUAGGACAGGUUCUUGGAGAGGUUGGUUCACUUCCUGAGGUGUUUGUUGAACUGGAGGUUAAUUUCUUUUUGCUGAGACGGCUGUUGGGUGUGAGGACAAGGGACUCGGAGAGGCAGGGUAAGGUCUCAAAGCUGACUAAGGGAGAGAUUCUUAUGUUGAACAUAGGAUCUAUGUCAACAGGCGCUCGAGUCAUUGCUGUCAAGAAUGUUUUUGCAAAACUGCAACUCACAUCUCCUGUAUGCACCAGCAAAGGAGAGAAAAUUGCCCUCAGCCGAAGAAUCGAAAAACACUGGCGUCUGAUUGGUUGGGGCCAGAUUCAAGCUGGUAUUACUCUUGAAGUCCCGCCUUCUCCAUUUAACUGAACUACUGGCCAUUACAGAGAAGCCAGAGAAACCUAAGCAAACCAGAAAAUUAUGGACUAGAUGUUGUCGGGCUGUUAUCAAUGGGUAACCAUUUUUGUUUGAUGGAGAAAAGGUUAUUUGGAGUUUCAGAUACUUUUAUUGCUUGUGGUAAUUUUCCCCCGUCUUUUUUUCCGUCGGAGUUCUUUAUACCUUGCUCGAAUGUGAUCUGGAUGUCGAGUUAUCAAACAAAGCUAUGUGCUUGUUCAAUGCCAUUACUGAAAUAAACUUAUCUAGUAUUAGAAUGUUUGACUAC
Messenger RNA from Olea europaea var. sylvestris, 1863 nucleotides. Its product is annotated as eukaryotic translation initiation factor 2 subunit gamma-like. Gene Ontology annotation, cellular component: cytosol; eukaryotic translation initiation factor 2 complex. Gene Ontology annotation, biological process: formation of translation preinitiation complex; positive regulation of translational fidelity. Gene Ontology annotation, molecular function: GTP binding; tRNA binding; GTPase activity. Bases 174 to 1571 code for a protein of 465 amino acids. NCBI's taxonomy places the organism in Eukaryota, Viridiplantae, Streptophyta, Magnoliopsida, Lamiales, Oleaceae. The transcript is spliced from 9 exons. The record is from RefSeq and is a predicted model, not a curated record.